UGUUUGACAGCUCUGCAUAUUUCGAAAGAAAAUCUCUGAAGUGAAAAACCUUUUUUCAUUGUUCUUUAAACUAGAUAAAUAGAAGUUUAGUGUUAUAAAGCUUUGUACUGUACAUAAUCUUAUGUAUUUUACUCAGUUAGGACUCGGGAAAUGCUUAUAACUAUAAAUAGAUUGAGCCGUAGGUAGUUAGUAAUACGUUCAGAUUGUGAUGAUUUAUCGAAGUUUGUGAAGAAAUCACUGCCAUGGGGAGGAGAGAGGAGCCGGCCUGGAUGCAGGGGACGCUGGGGCUGACCAUGGCCCGGGAGCGCGGGGACAUUGGUCGUAAAUUCCAGAACCGACUUCUUGUGACUCGUAGUAUGAUAGACAGAUUAGGUCUAGAAAGCGAGCUUCAUGGGCAUAUGGGAUGUGUGAACUGCCUUGAAUGGAGUAAAGAUGGAUCUGUUUUGGCCUCCGCGUCUGAUGAUCUUCACGUAAUCCUGUGGGAUCCCUUUCGGUAUAAGCAACUUCACAAUAUAACAACAGGACACACAGGGAACAUAUUUUCUGUAAAGUUCCUCUCAUCGGACAUAGUAGCAACAUGCGCGGCGGACGGAUCAGUUCGUGCGCGCAACGUGUGCGGAGGGACGUCUCUACUAGAGUGCGCUUGUCACAGCGGCAGGGUGAAGAGGCUGGCGGUUGCACCGGACAAACCACACUUGCUGUGGUCUGCCGGCGAGGACGGAUUGGUUCUCCAGCACGAUCUGCGCAUGCCGCACCGUUGCAACUCGGAUUGCGCAAACGUUCUCGUAAAUCUGCUCAACCACAUGGGCCGGUACGCGGAGGCAAAGUGCGUGGCUGUGAACCCACGUCGCCCAUACCAGUUGGCAGUUGGAGCUAACGACUUCUAUGUGAGAUUGUACGAUACGAGGAUGAUCAAGCUGGGCAGAUUGCAGGUUGGUGAUGCGGACUUCCAAAUGAACGCGCCAAUGUCUCGGCUGAUGUGGGAGCGGCAGAACGUGCGAUGUUCCCGCGCGGGACACGGCGAUCCCGACAACAAUAUACCGAGAGCGGCUGUGCAGUACUUUGCGCCUGGUCACUUAUCAAUGGAGCCGAACGACCACACGUAUCCAAAGAAAGCGGUCACGUACAUCGCUUUCAGCCACGAUGGGAACGAGUUGCUCGUCAAUUUGGGAUCUGAACAAAUAUACUUAUACGACAUAAACUCAGCCAGGCGGCCAGUAUUCGUAGAGAGUUUCAUAAUCCAACACAAUCACGGGUACCGCGAGGGUGAAGCCAAGAAUGGUACGAAAAACGACACCAAAAACGGUACAAGUGAUACCAAAAACGGUACCAAUAACGGUACCGUUAUUGAAGGCAGCAACGGUACCGUGGAUCAACAGUUGCCGGAAAAAGUGCAACAGAUGAAGGAAAUGGCCAACGAGCUAGUAAACAGGAGCAAUUAUUCAGCCGCAGUGGAAUUGUACAAUGUCGCCAUAUCGGAGUGUCCGAACUGCGCCAUUUUGUAUUCGAACAGAGCGGCCGCGCUUAUGAGGAGGGGAUGGUCCGGCGAUACAUACGCGGCGAUCCGAGACUGCUACAAGGCAAUAAAACUGGACGCCAACCACGUGAAGUCUCACUUCCGUCUCGCAAAGGGUCUGAUGGACCUCAAGCGAGCUAGAGAAGCCCACGAGUGCCUGCUGUACUUUAAGGACAAGUUCCCGAAACACGCGACCAGCCAUGCGGUGUUUCUGCUGCAGAAGGAUAUCAAUGUGGCCCUGGAGUCGAUGGAAACGCAGCCAGAUGAAGCGUCAGAAGAGGAAGGGCAAACCGGUAGUGCCCUAGAGAGGCAGUUACGUAGUUCCGCGUUGGACUACAGCCAUCGGUUCUUGGGACACUGUAAUACAACUACAGAUAUUAAAGAGGCAAAUUUCUUAGGACCAGAUGCGAAUUUCUUGGCUGCUGGCUCUGACGACGGUUCGAUGUUCGUGUGGUCCCGUCGCUCGGGCAACAUCGUGCGUUGUUUACGAGCUGACGAGUCGAUACUGAACUGCGUGCAACUGCACCCGUCCAUGUUCCUGCUGGCCACCAGCGGCAUUGAGGCCGUCGUCAGGCUCUGGAGCCCCAAAUCCGAGGACGGCAGCCCAGAGUCCCGGCUGGUGGACAGUGUGACGGCAGCUGCUGCGAACCAGCAGCGCAUGCGCAGCGACCCGUUCGAGGCGAUGCUGCUCAACAUCUCGUUCGCCGGCGGGCCCGAGCGCGACCUGCAGUCGCCCGUCUGCCGCGCCACGUAAAGAAAGUUCACCAAGCCUGUGAAUUCGAGUCAAAUGUAAAUAGUUAUUAUAUAUAAACACAUAUUAUAUUAUUUGUUGUUAAACAUAACAUUUCGCGUUAAUGUUGAUUCCUAAGUUUAUGUUAAACACCGCGCCGAUAAUGGAUCGAAUUUAAAAAACGGUGGGUUUGCAUACGUGCGAGCGAGACAGCAUGUCGGUGCGCAAGUGAGAUGGUGAUACGAUUUGUCAAAUCGAUCCUUUAUUGGCUCGGAUUUUAGUUCCACAACCGAGAGUAGGGUAAAGGCCCUUGUUAAGACUCAAAAUUAUUUAAUUUAGUGGUUAAUUGUGAUUUUUUUUUGGAAUAUUUUUUUUUAACUAUCGGUUACCGAUUAAGUUAAAUGGCACACAGUAAUUAGCCGAAUCGGCUAAUUAUUUGAUGCAAUUUGAUUACUCCACAAUUCGUGACAAGCGACAAGCGCGACUGACGUACGCACUGAUGGUCGGUGAAGAACUGCAACCGGCCUAAGGGAAACACUCUAAAAAUAAUACUUGAAGACCCUAGACACUGCAUAUUAUUAUAUAGGUAUAUUAUAAAUAUGUUAUUCAGCCAAUACUGUCAUAUCCACUUUGUAAAAUCUAGUUAAAAUAUAUCCUACAUCCUCCAAAACAUAAUCAUACAACUUCCUAGUAACUGUUCACUUGACAAACUAACAUGAACAAUAUUUAUACGUUAUACCAGGUGAAAGGUAAGACGUUAGACAAAUUCAGACAGGAGCUUCGUAAAAAAAAUUUGGACUUUGUAAGGAAACUUCGCUAAUCAGCUGACCGAUUUCCAUACAAAGUCCAAAUUUUUUUCUACGAAUUCAGCAAAGUUGUAGAACAAAAGUUGUUCAGUUUCAUGAGAAGAAGCUC
Colias croceus (clouded yellow) is the source of this 3161-nucleotide messenger RNA. RefSeq names its product WD and tetratricopeptide repeats protein 1 (gene adp). Gene Ontology annotation, biological process: negative regulation of fatty acid biosynthetic process. Gene Ontology annotation, molecular function: protein binding. The record is from RefSeq and is a predicted model, not a curated record. Lineage: Eukaryota; Metazoa; Arthropoda; Insecta; Lepidoptera; Pieridae. The transcript is spliced from 13 exons. The coding region runs from base 243 to 2270 and encodes 675 amino acids. Gene Ontology annotation, cellular component: Cul4-RING E3 ubiquitin ligase complex; cytoplasm.